UAGGGUCGCCGGGACGCCAUUACGAACAAGGUAAAGAGCGGUGUUCCUUGAUUGGUUGGUCGGCGGAGGUGGAGGGGAGGAGACCGUGCCGUAGGCGGACUCAACCUUUUCGAGCGGUCGCACCCUUCGUAAUCACAGACGAGCAAGCAGUCGUUGCUUCAACAUCGUCAAUAUCCGAAAACACGGUGUGACGACAGUUAUCGGUAGCUAUAGUCACUUUUUCAUGAAUUUUGCCGACGAAGGAAAAUACGCCGUGUACCGAUUUUGGAGCGCGGUAACCGAACGUCGCGAAUUUCUCUGAUAAUAAUCAAACGAACACCUUCAGUGCCCGUGCCUCGGAAGUGCUUAGUGUCAGUGACGAGACAUUACGCGUCGAAAACUCGAGUUUCCGUGAACGUUACACAGUUGUUCCGCGAUGGGGCACCCGUCGGUCUGUUGAAGUCAGUCGAUGUCACAUCGCCGUGGAAGUCGUUUCUUUUCGUCCGUGCAUGCCGUGGCUUGGAAGCUUUUCGGUGUCGUUUUCAUCGUUAUUCGACGUUAGUUACGUGCAACCGUGACGGGUGCACGGUAUCCGCCAGAUCCCAUGACGGACAUCAGCAGCAUCGGUAUGGUCUCUUAUUACAAUCCCCUCGCGAUGUACCGGCAGCAACAGCAAUCUGCCGGUCAACAGCCGCUGGCACAGCAAGUCCAGCAACACGGUCAAGCGCAACAGGCGCAGCAACACGCGACCGUCACUUCCGGCGACGGUGGACAGCAAUAUUGGUACGGAUAUCCUCACAGCCACUCGCAUUCGACCCAUCACCAAGCUGCCGCUGCCGCCGCCGCCGCUACUCAACAGUAUCUCGAUCACACGGAGGUACUGUCCGGUUGGUCGCAUCCUCACGCGCAUCAUUACACACAUCUUCAAUACCAGCAUCAACAAGCUUACCAGCAACAACAACCGCAAAUGACCACGGUGCCCGACUGGAGCGGAGACGAGACGAAUCCCGCGGUCGGCGCCGGAGAACCAAGUCCGCCCAUCACCGUCAGCGGAAGCGAGAUCAGUAAUCCCGGCACACCGUCCACUCCGCCGGCUAACAACAACAAUAAUUCCACUACAAAUAACAAUAAUAAUAAUAACAAUAACAAUACGACGCCCAUGAGACCGGCGCAGAUCAGAAGUCCCUACGAGUGGAUGAAAAAGACCUCCUACCAGAGCCAACCGAAUCCAGGAAAGACACGAACAAAAGACAAAUACAGAGUGGUUUAUACGGAUCACCAGCGGUUGGAGCUCGAGAAAGAGUUCCAUUACAGCCGUUACAUCACGAUUCGUCGUAAGGCCGAACUUGCUGCAAAUUUAGCGCUCUCUGAACGACAGGUGAAAAUCUGGUUCCAAAACCGACGGGCGAAAGAACGGAAACAGGUGAAGAAGAGGGAAGAGUUGGAACAGAAGGACACGAAAUCGGGGGACGGUAUAACGAGCGGAGCAAUGGCCAGUCUAACUCUCGGUGGAAUGGGAGGAAUGCUGGGCGGUUUGAUGCACAACGGAGGCUCUCCACCGUUGACCCUAGGCCACCCGUCUCAUCACACGCUUAAUUUGGGCCAGGCGCCUACUUCGCUGCAUCCGCACGCCCAUCAGCACGCUCAUCUGCACACGGUGUUGGGCUUGUGACCUGAGGAACCUGAACUCGCUGAUACUUGGUCCAGUCAUGGCUGACCUAGCAACGCCAUCGUUUCAUCCGCGAUCACGAAAAGAUCAUCGGGCACCAUCACCGGCACGCUCGAUCUUUGCUACAGAAUCUGCGUCCUACGUGAGUUUUCCACACUAUUCGCGGCUAAGAUCGAGCAUUUAUCCAUCCGCGACGCUUUUCCGCCAAAGUUCGAUGAUUUCAAAUCGGGGUUCACGUUUUUCAUUCAUCGUACUUCGCCGCAUUAGAUAAACAGCCGGGGAACGGUGGUCUUUGUUCGUGAGAUUGUGUCAAGACUGGUAACUGUGUGGACGGAGAUUUUAUUUUAUAUUUUUUAUUUCUGGAUGUCUGUUGGGUCUGUUUGUUGGCAUUUAUCGUUAUCCUCGUCCCACGCGUCGGUUCACGAGGAAUUGUAAUGAAGACAGCGAGGAGUUCGAGGGUCUACCACGGCGUCGGUCGCGACACGCUACGUUUUUAUGCUCAGUAUUAUUUUCAAUUUCGCUAGAACGAAGUUCUGACCACGAAUCGCUUUACGAUUUUUAUCUAAGGAUUAUUAUUUUCUUUCUUUUUUUUUUAACGAGCACAGAAGAUAACGAUAGAAUUAUUUUAUAUUACAACGCUUCGUGGAUGAUUCAGAAAACAAUUGCACUGACGAUCGGAUCUCCGGCUAGCCGAUAUUUUACGAAAAACGAAAACAAGGAACACGUGCAAUCUUUGCCUUAGAAAACCACGAACCACUGUUCUCGUAUCCAGUGGUUAGAAUUUAACGUCGUAUUAAGUUAGAUUUUAAACGAAAAAAAUUUAGGAAAUAUAUGUACAGGGACCUCGAAGGUAACUCGGAUAAAUUUAACAAUAAAAAUGAUAAAUGGGUUCAUUAGAUGCGUUCUAAAAGUACAACUCGCAAGAUGCUCUCAGAAAAUUUAAAAAUGAUAGAAAAAAAAAUUAUUCUGCUUUGAAGUAUUCAAUUACUUUUUGAUAUGGAUCGAUCUGACCCUACAGCAUCACUAUUCUGUUGUUGUACAAGAAUACUCAAAAGCGCGUUAUGGUUUCUGAGAGUUUUGUAAGAUAAUCUUGCGAGCUAUUAUUCAAUCACAUAUUUAUUAUUUUUACUGUUAAAUUUCCUUGUGUUAUCUUUCAAGUCCCUAUAGUUCGUGGGAUGGGGGAUUUGAAAAUGACGAACGGGAAUGAAGAGGAUUGUUAGUGUAAAAGACAUUGCGUGAGGCGAAAAUAUGGUAAAAAUGUACCAGAGUGUACGAAAAGCAAAGACGGACGUUCAGAGUCGAACGUCGAAACAAGAUGGCUGGGAUCGGGGUCCCCAUACCCAGCCGCAAGGACCGUUAAAUUGUAAAACAGCGUAGUCUAUAUCGAGAAAUCACGCGUACUGCUUCACCUAUGCGAAACGGGAUGCGAUAAACGUGUUUUGUUUUUUUUUAAAUACUUGUUAAAAAUCACUUUGUGGGGAAAGUGCAAGAUGGGAAUUAUACAUACGUAAACUAUAUAUGCCUUGAAAAACCACGAGAAACGAAGUCGUGUCGUAAUUACGCAACUUUUAAUCGUACCGAUUUUAAUCUUCGACUUUUAUUACCUUCUCGCUCGAAAUGAGUUUCUCUUUUUUCCUUUCCGUUCUCGAUAUUUUAUUUCGCUUUACGGCUACUCGACGGUAGAUUCUUAGAUCGAAUUUUAAUGACAAUAAAGAAUAAAAGAAAAAAAAACAGACGAAAAAUAUACAGGCUGUUUUCGAGAGGGAAAUGAAAAAUAAGAGAGCCGAUGUUUACGAGCCGUGUGCCUUGAGCGUUGCCAACCCUUCAACACGCAAUCACGAUUUUCUGUAGACGCGCGCGUGUAUAUGUAUGUAUGUGUGUGUGUGUGUGAGUGUGUAUGUUUAUGAAUAAGAGGAAGAUUGUAACGCAACAUUAAAAAUCUCACGUGAAUUAUGUGUACAUAGUUACAUAAAAUACCGCAAUUCGUAAGUUAUUAUAUUAAAUAUUAACAUUAUUAAUACUAAUGAAUGUUACACGAUCGUUAAGCCUAGUAUUAUAUCGAUAUGUGAUCGCAUUGCAAACUUUAAAAUAUACGGUCUAAUGUUUAGUAA
Molecule: messenger RNA, 3759 nt
Organism: Osmia bicornis bicornis
Lineage: Eukaryota; Metazoa; Arthropoda; Insecta; Hymenoptera; Megachilidae
Product: homeobox protein CHOX-CAD
Exons: 3
Coding region: 584-1651 (355 amino acids)
Biological process (GO): anterior/posterior axis specification; cell differentiation; regulation of transcription by RNA polymerase II
Cellular component (GO): nucleus
Molecular function (GO): DNA-binding transcription factor activity, RNA polymerase II-specific; RNA polymerase II transcription regulatory region sequence-specific DNA binding
Source: RefSeq, a predicted model, not a curated record